AUGAAAAGCCCGCUGCUCUUACUCGCUGUGUCCUUACUCGCACUUCUUGGACUCACGAUAUCCUAUCCAUCAUACCACACUCCGUAUGGCUCGAACACCCUUGGAAUUGCCUCACGCAUCUACGUCUUGUCUCUACCUCGUCGGGAAGACCGUCGAGCGUCCAUGGAAUAUCUUCGUCUUGCGCUUGACCUUGACUGGAGAUAUGUAGGUGCCUUUGGUGAGGACAACGCUUCGGCCUCAUCAGCCUCCGCCCAGAAUCCUUCCACCGUCCCACUGCCUGACUAUCGCUUUUCGUGGCCUGACGAUCUCGACUCUCUGGCAGAUUCAGAAGUCCCCCUCUCUCGCUCGGGCUCUGAUGACUGGUCUAUCUACUCUGAUGCAGAAGUAUCUCAUCUGCAUCCUACUGCACCAGUGUCUGCCCUUUCUCAGCCUCCAUUAGCUUGCGCUACAGAGAAUCUUGCCAUCCCUCGUAACGAAACUUCGGCCGAUGAUCUGCCGCCAUACUUGCAGCUCACCCCGGCCAAAAUCGCCUGCUGGCACUCGCAUCUGGAGAUCCUGCGCGCCGUCGCCGCGAGUGGCCAUGAUAGCGGCCCGGCGGUAGUGCUGGAAGACGAUGUCGAUAUCGAGUGGGACAUAGGAAAGAGGCUUAACGAGGUCUGGAGCGCUUUACCUGACGAUUGGGACAUCGUCUUUCUCGGUCAUUGCUGGUCAGAUGAAUCCCAAUAUCUCCCUCUACGAACAAUCAGCACCGUCUCGUAUCACCACAACCGAGGUCCCAAGCUCUUCCCUUACUCCUUUGGAGUACCUUUCCGCACGGAAACGGCAUUGCACCCAUCCGUCGCACCUAAAUGCACCCAUGCCUACGUCGUCUCUCACACCGGCGCACGUCGCAUCUUACUGCACCUUCGCCACCUUCCCUUUGCAUACUCGCGCGCGAUCGACCAAGCACUAGCCUGGCUGAUAAGUAGUGGGAGAUUGAAGUCGUUUAGUGUGGUGCCCAGUCUGGUUGUACAAAGGAAAGUUGGGAAGAGCGAUGUUUGGACAAAGGAUGGCGAUGGUUCGGGAAGUCGGUGGAGAGAUCAUUUAGGUGAUGGGGUAUUGAAAGGGAAGAGCAGUUGGGCUAAGACUGGCCCUUGA
Messenger RNA from Stereum hirsutum FP-91666 SS1, 1137 nucleotides. RefSeq lists its product as uncharacterized. The transcript is spliced from 4 exons. Lineage: Eukaryota; Fungi; Basidiomycota; Agaricomycetes; Russulales; Stereaceae. The record is from RefSeq and is a predicted model, not a curated record. Bases 1 to 1137 code for a protein of 378 amino acids.